Argiope bruennichi is the source of this 1014-nucleotide messenger RNA. RefSeq lists its product as uncharacterized. NCBI's taxonomy places the organism in Eukaryota, Metazoa, Arthropoda, Arachnida, Araneae, Araneidae. The transcript is spliced from 3 exons. The record is from RefSeq and is a predicted model, not a curated record. The coding region runs from base 1 to 1014 and encodes 337 amino acids. Gene Ontology annotation, molecular function: zinc ion binding; nucleic acid binding.
AUGGUUAAGAAAAAGAAAUCUCCCUUCAGUGGGCAUCACCUUGAACAAAAUUACUUGAUUGAAAAGCGUUUCGAUACAUUUUUUGUGAUGAAGAUAAUAUCUUCUGAAAAUCAGACAUUUCAUUCUGUUUCCCCUUUUCUUGUGGAAAAGGGUAUAUCUGGUCAAUUAGGUGCAGUAUCAUCUAUUCGAAAAUUACGUUCCGGGGAUUUGCUUAUCGAAGUUUCUUCCGAAAAGCAGGUUCAGCAGAUAAUGAAAAUAAAAUCCAUUGGCAGCAUUCCAGUAUCAGUUACUCCACAUAGAACUCUAAAUUUUACCAAAGGAGUUAUCUCAUGUGGAGAACUGUUCAAUACACCUGUUGAACAAAUUACCAAAGAUUUGAAUAGCCAAGGAGUCACUAAUGUUCGACGUAUCACAAUACGAAAGGAUGGGCAAUUGCUUAAUACAAAGCAUCUCAUUCUUACUUUUCAUUCGCCAAAAUUACCAGGGUUCAUUAAAGCUGGAUACAUGAAUUUACCCGUUAGGCCGUACAUCCCAAAUCCUUUGCGAUGCUUUAAAUGCCAGAGAUUUGGUCAUUCCAAAGCUUCCUGCCGCGGGACUCUUGCAUGCGCCCGUUGUGCUGAAGGUGGUCAUGAAAGUUCCGAAUGUACCGCACCGGAAAAGUGUGUUAAUUGUAAAGGGCAACAUACUUCCUUUUCGCGCUUAUGUCCUUCGUGGCAGUUUGAAAAGGAAGUAGUGUCUGAAAAAGUGACCAAAGGAAUAUCUUAUAUUCAAGCUAAGCAAAGUGUUAAAUCUCGUGCAACCACUUCUGGAUUAACUUACGCAACUGCUACUAAAAAAGGUACCCAUGUCUUGCACCCUGAAAUUGACACAGAAAUGACUAUUUCGAGUACUUCAGAGGACAUGCUGGAGUACGACAUGAGUGGGGAACUCGAAGAGACAUCUGAAGAUGUCGAGCCUGCGUCGCCGCCUUCGACGCCAGGACAAGGAGGAGGUGGUCCAGGAGGACUUCGCUGA